This is a messenger RNA of Nakaseomyces glabratus, 1734 nucleotides long. RefSeq names its product seripauperin PAU4 (gene PAU4). Gene Ontology annotation, molecular function: structural constituent of cell wall. Lineage: Eukaryota; Fungi; Ascomycota; Saccharomycetes; Saccharomycetales; Saccharomycetaceae. Gene Ontology annotation, biological process: fungal-type cell wall organization. Gene Ontology annotation, cellular component: fungal-type cell wall; fungal-type vacuole. The record is from RefSeq and is a predicted model, not a curated record.
AUGAAGCUAUCCAACGCAUUGGCUGCGGUAGCACUUGCUGUUUCUGGCGUUAAUGCCAUCGAACCAACAACCACGCUAGCCCCAACGGACUUCAGAGUUAACAUGAUCGAAUUACAAGCUUACUUGGCUGAUAUCAAAGGCCACAUGAUGCAAUAUCUGAGUUUCCAAGGUGCUAACCCAAAUCAGCCUUACCCAAGUCAAAUGCUUGGUGCUGUGAUGUUUGGAAAUACUGGCCCACUUUCAGAGAUUGCACCUGAAACAAUCACAAUGAUGAUUACAGGUGUCCCUUGGUAUAGUGAAAGACUUGUUGGUGCUAUUGCCGCAAGAUUGGCUGACGCAGGUAUUGUUACUGCCUGGCCAUCUCCAUCUCCAUCUCCAAGUCCAUCACCAUCACCAUCACCAUCACCAUCACCAUCACCAUCACCAUCACCAUCACCAUCACCAUCAUCACCAUCACCAUCACCAUCACCAUCACCAUCACCAUCACCAUCUCCAUCACCAAGUCCAUCACCAUCUCCAUCACCAAGUCCAUCACCAAGUCCAUCACCAUCUCCAUCACCAAGUCCAUCACCAAGUCCAUCACCAAAAUCCCCAUCACCAUCUCCAAGCAGCUCCUCCUCAUCCUCUUCUAUGCCAAGCAGCUCCUCAUCCUCCUCUUCUAUGCCAAGCAGUUCCUCAUCCUCCUCUUCUAUGCCAAGCAGCUCCUCAUCCUCCUCUUCUAUGCCAAGCAGUUCCUCAUCCUCCUCUUCUAUGCCAAGCAGCUCUUCCUCUAUGACACCAUCUCAAAAGGCUUCCAUAAUCCCAUCUUCUGCAGCUCCAAGCUCAUCGUCUUCAAUAGUCACAACUUCUUCUAUAUCAUCUGCCGACGCAUCGCCUGUUCUCCCAUCAUCGGUUGUUUCCUCAUCCUCUACAGAGCCAUCAUCGGCUAAUCCAAGAUCAAUUAGUUCUGUCUCUAACUCUACGACUAUUAUAUCGAUGUCUUCUCAAACAGGUUCUCUGAAUAACAUAUCAAGCACUGUAUUUGGCAACACCACAGUCUCAAUGCCUUCUCCAACUACGGUAGUUGUAACCAACACUGUCGGGGAGGUCAUUACUGAGGUCAUCACUUAUUGCCCAGAAACCGAUCACCAUGGUAACGUGGGAACCAGUACUUCCAGCUAUAUAAUCGGUACUUCAAGGGUAAGUCAGGACACCAUGACAACCAAGAUAGUAGAAGAUAAUAUCACAAAAACUGCCAUUGUUUAUUGUGAAACCACUACCGAUUCCAAAGGACAAGCUUCCACAAAGACAGUCACUGUCUGUCCUGAAUGCACUUCCAUUAAUUCCAAAAGUGGCUCCAAGAGUACGGAAACAGUUACAGCAACCACCAAGCCUGUCGUUAAUGUUUCUAAUGGAGUAACUUCGACCACCUUCAUCACUGAAUAUGUUACUGUCAAAUCAGGUAUUCCUACAACAUCCUCCACUCCAGGUGGUAAAUCCGAUGUUCAACAAGCAAAGAUUGCUACCACAACUACAACUUUAACUAGUAAGCAACAACAGGAUUCAUCUAUAAAGAUUCAAUCUCAAUCUGGAACCGUGAAACCUCAGGUAGAACAACAAGUGUCUGCUUCUGCUGCUAAGCAACAACAUUCAAGUGUUGUGGUAUCACAAUAUGCAGGUUCAGCUGCAUCUUUGAAUGGUCUAGGCUCAAUUGGAACCCUAGUAACAUUAUUAGUGUUAAUGUUAAUCAACUAA